Spodoptera littoralis (African cotton leafworm) is the source of this 849-nucleotide messenger RNA. NCBI's taxonomy places the organism in Eukaryota, Metazoa, Arthropoda, Insecta, Lepidoptera, Noctuidae. The record is from the annotation of a GenBank genome assembly.
AUGUUAUCGUCUACUAUAAGUUUCGCGGUGCAUUUGUAUUCCUCACUUCAAGGAGUACAGACGAUCGGACGAGCUCUCGGAAGUUUAUUACCUUACAGCACCAUGGUUGGAACAAACAAGAGAAACUUUGACACCCCACAUCUAAAAACAGGUGACCCCCUACCUCCCUACACGGGCAAGCUCCGUCUGUACAACAUGCGGUACUGCCCCUUCGCCCAGCGCACCGUCCUAGCCCUGAACGCGAAGAACAUCGACUAUGAAAUCGUCAACAUCGAUCUCAUGGACAAACCUGAAUGGCUGACCACCAAGAGUGCUUUUGGAAAGGUACCAGCCCUGGAAAUAGCAGAAAAUGUAUCAAUUUACGAGAGUUUGGUAACAGUGGAGUAUUUGGACGAUGUCUACCCACAGCGACCUCUUCUUCCUAAAGACCCAGUGAAGAAGGCCGUAGACAAGAUCCUUGUUGAAGCUCUAUCAGCGAUCCACGCCGUAUACUUCAAACUAGUGAGAGGACCAGACACAAUCACGGAGGACAACAUCACCGCUUACUACAAAAAUUUGACCUUCAUUCAGCAAGAGUUGCAGAACAGAGGCACCAAGUUCCUCGAUGGAGACCAGCCCGGUUACGCAGACUACAUGAUCUGGCCCUGGUUCGAAAGGCUCCACGUAAUUAACCAUGACCUGGCAAGACUGGACAAGCAGAAAUACAAGUUAUUGGUGGAAUAUAUCGACAAUAUGUUCCAAGACCCAGUUGUGGCGGAGUACAAACUGCCAAGAGAGGCUUUAGAACAUUUCCAGAACCAAUACAAAUUGGGCAAGAAACCAGUUUACGAUUAUCUGAUCCAAAAGUAA